GCCUGACAAGGCAAGCUCAGGGGUAGUUGACGUAUCAAACUCAAACGGAAGUGGGAAGAAAAGCCCGCAUCUUUGGAUAAGUGGAUCAGUCCAGCUGCUCACACGUGUUUGUGUUGAUGAAGUAACUUGGAGAUUAAUGCUUUAAGAGAAAAAAAGCAAAGACAACCUCCGUAAAAAGUACCCACUAUGAAGUACAUUCUGGUGACUGGUGGAGUCAUAUCUGGGAUUGGAAAGGGCAUCAUCGCCAGCAGUGUGGGAACAAUCCUCAAGUCCUGCGGCCUUCAUGUCACAGCCAUCAAAAUUGACCCGUACAUCAACAUUGAUGCUGGAACGUUCUCCCCUUAUGAACACGGUGAAGUGUUUGUUCUCGACGAUGGUGGGGAGGUGGACCUAGAUUUGGGGAACUAUGAGCGUUUCCUGGAUAUCUGUCUCAUCAAGGACAACAACCUCACCACAGGGAAGAUCUACCAGUCGGUGAUCAACAAAGAAAGAAGAGGGGAUUAUCUGGGAAAAACUGUACAAGUGGUGCCCCACAUCACAGAUGCCAUCCAGGACUGGGUCAUGAAGCAAGCAAAGAUUUCAGUAGAUGAUGAUGGUGUGGAGCCCCAAGUGUGUGUUAUCGAGCUGGGAGGAACAGUCGGGGACAUCGAGAGCAUGCCUUUCAUCGAGGCCUUCAGGCAGUUCCAGUUCAAGGUGAAGAGGGAAAACUUCUGCAACAUUCAUGUCAGCUUGAUACCACAGCCCAGUACUACCGGGGAGCAUAAAACCAAACCAACCCAGAACAGCGUUCGCGAGCUGAGGGGUCUGGGCCUGUCUCCGGAUUUGAUUAUGUGUCGUUGCUCUGCAGCCCUUGAUUCAUCUGUCAAAGAGAAAAUCUCCAUGUUUUGUCACGUGAAGCCCACACAGGUCAUCUGUGUCCACGACGUGUCCUCCCUUUAUAAAGUGCCUCUGCUGCUGGAGGCCCAGGGUGUUGUAGAUUACCUGUGCCGGCGGCUGAACCUGCCUGUGGAAAUGAGAGCCGGAAAGAUGCUCACAAAAUGGAAAGAGAUGGCCGACAGAUCCGACCGCCUCUUGGAGCAGGUCUCCAUAGCUCUGGUGGGAAAAUACACAAAGUUAUCCGAUUCCUACACGUCUGUUAUUAAAGCCUUGGAGCACUCGGCCCUCGCCAUUAAUCACAAGCUAGAAGUCAAGUACAUCGACUCUGCAGACUUGGAAAGCACAACACUGCAGGAGGAGCCAGUGAAAUACCACGAGGCCUGGCAGAAACUCUGCAGUUCUCAUGGGGUGUUGGUACCUGGAGGGUUUGGAGUCAGGGGGACGGAAGGGAAGAUGAUGGCUAUCAGCUGGGCCAGGAAGCAAAACAAGCCAUUUCUAGGGGUGUGUUUGGGCAUGCAGCUGGCGGUCUGCGAGUUCGCCCGCAACGUUCUGGAAUGGAAGGAUGCAAACUCCACAGAAUUUAACCCAGAAACUGAACACCCUGUGGUGGUUGACAUGCCAGAGCACAACCCGGGGCAGAUGGGCGGGACUAUGAGAUUGGGGAAAAGGCGGACCAUUUUUGGGUCCAGCAGCAGCGUACUGAGGAAACUCUAUGGAGAUGUUGAAUAUGUUGAAGAGAGGCACAGACACAGAUUUGAGGUGAAUCCGGAGCUGAAGAAUCACUUUGAGAAAAAAGGACUCCAGUUUGUUGGUCAAGACGUUGAAGGACAGAGAAUGGAGAUCAUAGAGCUGAAGGAUCACUGUUACUUUGUUGGAGUGCAGUAUCAUCCAGAGUUCACCUCCAGGCCCAUAAAGCCUUCUCCUCCUUACUUUGGUCUUCUGCUGGCCGCUGCAGGGAAACUCCAGAGCUACUUAUCCAGAGGCUGUCUCCUUUCUCAGAGGGACACUUACAGCGAUCGCAGCAGCUCUCCUGACAUGGAAGUCUUGGAUUUAAGUUCCCCUCUUUGUAACUGUGUCACUCUUGUAGUUAAAGACCCUCUCCAAUGAAACUGGUGUUUUUAACAUGUUAUCGUAGCGUUUUUCUCAUAACGGAGGACAUAUAUCAAAUAAUUUAAGGUUACAACCGCAUUUCUGAGUGUUUCUGUAUUCAAAUCCUUUCGGAUCAGGAGCAGAUGAAAUUCUGCGGCGUGAAAAAGCUCAGGUUCCUGAUGUUGGAAGUGUAGUGGGCGGGGCUAAAGCCUCCUUGCUCCGCUCCAAUUCUAAAUCCUCUACUUGUAGACAGAUGGAUCCAUUCAUGUUUUCAUUUUCCUCAUCUGAGCUGACAUGUGGCUCUAAACUCUACGGCUGGAUGGCACCAAUAUUGCUCGCCUUUUUUUUUUUUUUUUUUUUUACCAAGCUAAUGUUAGCUUAGGCUUGUGAGGUUAGAGUGUAAACAAAGGAAUGCUGGGAAAUUAGCACAGCUAACUUCCGCACACAAAACAGAAUCGAAUUUCCAGUGAGUUCCUGCUGUUCUGCAGAAAAUAUGUCUGAAAAACUUUAGUUUUAGUUAAAUAGUACUUUAAAGACUGCUUUUCUUUUGUGCCGUUUUAAUAUGAAAUUGUGUUUUUAUAUUUGUAUACUACAACUUAAGGUUUUAACAAACUUAAUAAAAAAGUUACAAGAACUGUAA
Molecule: messenger RNA, 2605 nt
Organism: Oryzias melastigma (Indian medaka)
Lineage: Eukaryota; Metazoa; Chordata; Actinopteri; Beloniformes; Adrianichthyidae
Product: CTP synthase 1
Exons: 18
Coding region: 187-1983 (598 amino acids)
Biological process (GO): pyrimidine nucleobase biosynthetic process; CTP biosynthetic process
Cellular component (GO): cytoplasm; cytoophidium
Molecular function (GO): identical protein binding; CTP synthase activity
Source: RefSeq, a predicted model, not a curated record